Phymastichus coffea is the source of this 1586-nucleotide messenger RNA. RefSeq names its product cytochrome P450 4C1-like. Gene Ontology annotation, molecular function: iron ion binding; monooxygenase activity; oxidoreductase activity, acting on paired donors, with incorporation or reduction of molecular oxygen. Lineage: Eukaryota; Metazoa; Arthropoda; Insecta; Hymenoptera; Eulophidae. Bases 106 to 1272 code for a protein of 388 amino acids. The transcript is spliced from 9 exons. The record is from RefSeq and is a predicted model, not a curated record.
GUUAUCGUUUGUCGAUGGUUUUGGCAUUAUUAUAUACUAAAGAAAACACUAAGUGUUAUUCCUGGUCCGAAAUGCGCACCAUUCAUUGGGUUAACUUUGCAGAUCAUGCAUACACCAAAUGAAGAUCGAUUCCAAUGGUUUAAUAAUUUAACGAGGAAAUUCAAAAAUGGGAUAAUUUUAACGUGGAUUGGCGUCGAACCGAUUGUGACUAUUAAUAAACCGGAGUACAUGGAGGUAGUUCUACCAAGUAAUAGGCUCAUAACUAAAGCUAAAAUGUAUGAUAUUAUCAAACCGUGGCUAGGUGAUGGGCUCGUUACUUCAACAGGUGAAAUAUGGCUUAAACAUAGACGGAUAAUAACACCAGCAUUUCAUUUUAACAUACUGGAAGAGUAUGCUGCUGCUAUGAGAGACAAGGUCGAAAUUCUAAUUGACAGUAUUGAAGCGCAACUAGACAAAAGUAGAAAUAGUCCAAUAAAUGUUUUCGAAUUAACUGUAAAAUAUACGCUCGAUACAAUUUGUGAGACAGCUAUGGGUAUAAAUAUCGAUUGUCAACGAAUACCUAAUAGUGAAUAUGUUAAGGCAUUACACAAUUUUGCUCACUUAUCGUCUGAUAGAUUUUUUCGAUUUUGGCUGAGAUGGGACGCCCUAUAUUAUUAUACAGAAAAAGGUCAAGAAUUUUUGAAAGCUAUAAAAACUAUGCAUAAUUUUACGGAAAAGGUGAUUAUAUACAAACAGCUGGAAAGGCGAAAUAAAUUGGCUAAGAAUCCAAGUGAAAAUAACUUUGAUGAUUGCGGAAAACGAAAACGAAAAGCUUUUCUAGAUUUAUUAUUUGAUGCUAGCGAGAAGACUGAAAAUGCGUUGUCAUUACGAGAAAUUCGAGAAGAAGUUGACACAUUUAUGUUUGCUGGUCAUGAUACAAUCUCCGCUGCUAUUAGCUGGGCAUUAUUUGCACUUGGCAAUGCCCCAGAAAUUCAAAAUAAAGUUCAUGAAGAACUUAAUGAAGUAUUCAGCAACAAAACUGAAGUAGCAUCAAUGAAGCAAUUAGGCCAAUUGAAAUACCUAGAUCGAGUGAUAAAAGAAGUACUUAGACUGUAUCCCAGUGCUCCGUCCAUUAGCCGACGUGUUGACAGCGAUACUAUUAUUGGUGAUUAUUUAAUACCCAAAGGAACAAUUUUGAACAUUCACAUUUAUCAACUACACCACAAUCCUGAUGUUUGGGAUGAUCCUGUGACGGCUAGCCAUAACUUAGUUUUUUUUAUAUUUAAUUAUUAAAUAUGACGAACGGAGUGGGAACCUUCCUGAUUUCCCACGAUGAAAACGCAUUCGAAAUAUAAACUUUGAUAGUGGCCCGAGCCUGCGUACUCAAGCUUACAAUCAACGCUCUAUCCUGCUUUGUCCCACACGUAUGUGUUGACAGGGGCCUACGAUCAUCGCGUAUACAUCGUGAAGUGUUAUCACGCCGAUAAUGGAAGGGGACCAUAAAAAUGCAAUCUAUCUUUUUUUUCCCACCGAUUUUUAAGAAAAUAUCCGUAAUAUUAAAUAGAUUUUCAUCAAUUUUGUAAGCCAUUAUAAUGCGCACCUUUUUG